Clupea harengus (Atlantic herring) is the source of this 3198-nucleotide messenger RNA. It is a transcript of the gene zbtb45, whose product is annotated as zinc finger and BTB domain containing 45. Gene Ontology annotation, molecular function: protein binding; DNA-binding transcription factor activity, RNA polymerase II-specific; RNA polymerase II cis-regulatory region sequence-specific DNA binding. Lineage: Eukaryota; Metazoa; Chordata; Actinopteri; Clupeiformes; Clupeidae. Gene Ontology annotation, biological process: regulation of transcription by RNA polymerase II. The record is from RefSeq and is a predicted model, not a curated record.
UGACAACCAUAUUUAUAGAUUUAGGGCAGAUGAAAAGAACUUGUCUGCUGCUGGUCUAAAAUAAUAGCUGAUCUCUGCAUGUAAUCAGCUCUGUGAACUGAGCACAUCAACCAGCGUCCAGCGACUGUAAACAGAAAAGCAGGAUCGCCCACAAGCUAAACAGCCUGCAAAUGUGCCGACGUGAUAGCUUCACAGAAGGUUGUCCUACCACAUCUCUUACAAAUUGCAAUGGAGGCAGACAAGCUAAGUAACGUUAGCAAAAAAUAGACACGACUUUCACUGCAGUUGGAAUAUUCAUACGUUGGUGAAUAAUUCGAAUGCAUAUAUUCUGUCUCCGAGUAGCUGUUAUGCACGACAAAUAGCUUGCAGUGCGCUUUUGCAAAAAAAAACAUCUAGUUGACAUGGUAGCUAGUCAACUAACCUAGCCUAUAUGUAGCUAGCUAGUUAGCUAUGCCAGUUAACGUUUGGAUCAGCUAAUUCGUCGAGGACUGCACUUGGUUUGGCUGUCAACCAUCUCGACGAUUUGCAGAACCAUAAAGGCUUUGAUCUUGUAGAGCACUAUCUGACCUCACCACCGUCCCCUCAGCUCCCCCCACCCCUAGCCCUGGCCAUGACCUCAGGUGAGACCGUGCACUACAUCCACCUCCACAACUCGAGCCAGUCAGUGCUGGAGGCACUGCGCUCUCAGCGGCGCGAGGGCCUCUUCUGUGACGUGACCGUGCGGAUCCACGACGCCUCGCUGCGGGCCCACGCCUGCGUUCUGGCCGCCGGCAGCCCCUUCUUCCAGGACAAGUUGCUGUUGGGCCACUCGGAGAUCUCGGUGCCGCCGCUGGUGCCGGCCGAGACGGUGAAGCAGCUGGUGGACUUCCUCUACAGUGGCUCGCUGGUGGUGCUCCAGUCGCAGGCCCUCUGCAUCCUCACGGCGGCCAGCAUCCUGCAGAUCAAGACCGUCAUCGACGAGUGCACCCAGAUCAUCUCCCAGAAGCGCGGUGUGGUGGGCGGAGGCCCCGGAGGGGGCAGUGGAGGUGGCAGCGGUGGCGGCGGCGGCGGGGGUGGUGGUGCCGCGGGCGGCGGAGGAGGCCAUUCCUCAGGUGGAGUCCUGCCCAAGCAAGAAGAGAGGGGAGGAAGCAAAGGGAGGGACAGUGUAGGCACCAGCAGCAGCGGCAGUGGUUGCUUCCCAGGUUUCGCCAACUUUGGCAUGGGCGACUGCAGUGCUGCAGGCGGCCUCGGAGCCAACAUGGGUGGCGGCAACGCGGUGGCCACCAGCCAGAGUGGGGCCAACCCGCUCGACCCGCCCACCUCCAUGGGCCUCAUUUCCCUCGGGGACAUGGGGCCCGUGUCCAUGUGCCGCGCUGACGCCAUGGGCUCCGUGGCUGGCGCUGGUUCUGGCAUCAUGAAGUCGGGCUCAAGCUGUGCCCAGGACAUGCGGUACAAGCUGAGAGACCUGCUGGCCCAGUCCGGCGAUGCCGGUGGUGGUGGCGGCGGCGGGAGUGCCAGCAGCGACGCGGGGAGCGCUCACUCCACCUGCGGCUCAGCGGUGGGUGGCGCAGAUGGCAGCGGCAACAUGGGCAGAGACGGCAUGCGCAGCAACAUGUCCGACCUGGGCUCCGUGGGCGAGGACCUGGUGGUGGGGAUGGAGCACUACAGCGGAGAGGAAGACAUGGAGGGGCAGGACCGCGGACGAGACGUAGACAGGGAGAGGGGAGUAAGCCAUAGCCGCAAGCAGAGGCAGCCACUCAGGUUACAGGUCCUUGGAGGAGAGGAGGUGGUGGUGAAGGACGAGAGCAUCCAGGAGGCAGAUGCGGCCCUGUUCGGGCUGGACCAGGGCAGGCAGGGGGGAGACCACGACGGAUCCCAGCAGCAGAUGGCCACCUUCGGCCAGGAGGGGGUUUUCUAUGAUGACCAAGGCGUGUUUUCGGAAAGUUUCUGGCCACAGACGGAAACGCCUCAGUCCAUGACCUUUAACCCCAGAGGGCGAGUCAACAAGCCGCUCUCCCCCCCAACCUCUUCGCAGUCCAUCAACAAUCAGCUGCUUUUCCAGUACCCAGUCAGCCAAUCGCAGCCCUCGUCCUUCUACGUGGGCACCCCGAUGGGGAUUGACAGCAUGGCCGGGGCGGAGAACAAUCCGCCGGCCCAACCGCCGGCACCGCUUACCCCCGCGCCCCAGGCCACGACCGGGCCCUGCUCCACAGGCCCCACCCCUGCUGCCCAGGGAUCCGAGACGUCUUUCGACUGCACCCACUGCGGGAAGUCCUUGCGCUCCAGGAAGAACUAUAGCAAGCACAUGUUCAUUCACUCUGGCCAAAAGCCUCACCAGUGCAGCAUCUGCUGGCGCUCGUUCUCGCUGCGCGACUACCUCCUCAAGCACAUGGUGGUGCACACGGGCGUACGCGCCUUCCAGUGCUCCGUGUGCGCCAAGCGCUUCACGCAGAAGAGCUCGCUCAACGUGCACAUGCGCACGCACCGCGUGGAGCGCACCUUCUCCUGCCCCGUGUGCCACCGCGCCUUCACCCACCGCACGCUGCUGGAGCGCCACGCCCUGCAGCACGGCCACGGCGGACCCGCCCAGCCCAAGCCGCCAGGCGGCAGCAGCCCUGGCAUGGGAGGCGGUAGUGUACCGGGCCACGGCUCCUCUACCUAGCUAAUGUUUGCUAAUCAGCCACUUGGGAGCUGACUGUUUAAGGGGGUUUGUAAGCUAAGUCGGAGAGAGCUAAAAUGGGGUGGGGGGGGAAGUGAGAGCAUGGUCCAAAGCCUGUUAUUUUUUUCCCUUGUUGUUGCUGUUAUUGUUGUUGUUGUUGUUAUUAUUGUUUGUUUCAGGAGAAAGGGAGGGUAGUGGAUUCCAGUGCAUGGUAAGUGAUUUUUUCAAGAGGGUUAAAAAAAAAAAAGAAGAAAAAAAUAACAUUCGCACAUAUGACAGCAUGGGAAUAUUUACCAUGGGGAAAUUAAGUUUGGAAUGACACAUCAUUACAUACCUCAGUUCAUGAAGAAAACCGGAAAAACAAAGAACACCUCUUUCAAUGUGAAAAUUGCCUCUCAGUUUCAAAUGUGAUGUCUAUAUAUUGUGUACGUGUUUUUGUUUGUUUAUGUUUUUAUAAUGUACUCUUAAUCUUAAGCUACAGCUAUCUUUUGGCCAUUAGGAAAGGUCAGCUCAGCCACUCAUUAACAGAUGGCUUUAAACUAAGAAAGAAAACUUCUAAA